CAAAGGACAACAAAACAAAAGAAAAUAAAAUUAUAUAUCUUGAUUAGCCACAUUAUAAUUCUAGAGACAUCCAAACACAAUAUAAAUGUAAAGCUCUUUCAAUUGGCCUCAAAACGUUUCUUACUCGUAAGUUGUAAUAAUGGAGGAUAUUGAUCCAACUUACAUCCAACCACCAGAGCAUAGAACAGAUUCGAAUUACAUCCCUAACCAACCCGAAGAGAUACGCGUGAUCGAUCUCUCGCGCCUCAACGAUCCCGAAGAUGUCCAAAACGUUAUCUCAGAGAUUGGUGACGCAUGUGAGAAAUGGGGAUUCUUUCAGGUGAUCAAUCAUGGUGUGCCUUGCGACACAAGACACCUUGUGGAGAAGACUGCAAGGAUGUUUUUCAAUUUGCCAAUGGAAGAGAAGCUCAUUCUUCCACUGAUCCUGAAGAUGAAGGUUUAAGGCUUGUUUACAACAAGUGGCCUCAAUAUCCUUCUGAUUUCAGGUAAUUUCUUUUAAUUAGGUACAUUAACUUGUGUCAGAACCAAUAAAGUGUGUAACUUCUGUGUAUUGGAAAUGCCAAGAUUUGUAUGUGAUUGAGUUUCGUUUUCCUUCUCAUGUAUUGGCAAAAAAAGAAAAAGAAAAAGAUGAUUUAUUCGUGCAUAAUAAUAAACCGCUAAAACAAAUUAUUUUAA
This is a messenger RNA of Camelina sativa (false flax), 675 nucleotides long. RefSeq names its product jasmonate-induced oxygenase 1. Lineage: Eukaryota; Viridiplantae; Streptophyta; Magnoliopsida; Brassicales; Brassicaceae. The record is from RefSeq and is a predicted model, not a curated record.